This is a messenger RNA of Erigeron canadensis, 1584 nucleotides long. Its product is annotated as putative pentatricopeptide repeat-containing protein At1g12700, mitochondrial. NCBI's taxonomy places the organism in Eukaryota, Viridiplantae, Streptophyta, Magnoliopsida, Asterales, Asteraceae. The record is from RefSeq and is a predicted model, not a curated record. Gene Ontology annotation, molecular function: protein binding. The transcript has a single exon. Bases 1 to 1584 code for a protein of 527 amino acids.
AUGCGCCCUAGAAACCUAUACGGCAAGGUACAAACGCAAAGAGAGUUUAAUCAAGAAGCUAGUUGUCUACGUUUCCGGCUGAUUGAGAUGGAGAAUCUUUAUCAAGUAUUAAUCAAAAGUAGCUUUAAAGGUAACAUGACAAUAACCAACUGUUUUCUAGGUUCUUCAUCAUCUAUCCGGCAUUUAGGUCGAAGGUUUGGUCCUCAUCCUAAUUAUAAUAUUAAAUGGCGUCAUAAUUCGAGUUCUUGUUCCUUGGAUAAUACUCGUAAUUAUGAUAGAGUGAUCAACUUGAACGAUGCACUCGAAUCGUUCGAUGUAAUGAUCCGCAAACGACCCCUUCCAUCCGUCGUUAAGUUUACUCGAUUGUUGCAUGAUGUCACCCAACUAAAACAUUAUGCUUGCUCCCUAUAUCUUUUUAAACAAUUGUGUGCACUUGGUGUUCCUGUCAACACUUACACUGCCGGCAUCGCCAUAAAGUGUUAUCAUCGAAUGUAUCGCACCAAAUACGGUCUUGCAGUCUUAGGCUCUUGCUUCAAACAAGGUGUUGAGCUUCACGUGUCCACUUAUAAUACACUCAUGAGAGGUUUUGUUCUAAAUAACACUCACCUGGCUGAGUAUCUGUUCUGCGGUUUCAUCACAAGUAACCGACUACGUGAACUCAACUUAAGCAGCUACAAGAUUAUGAUUAAAGGGCUUUGUAAGGUCGGCAGUAACUUUACAGCCAUCGGUUUGCUUAGGCUUCUCGAUCAUGGAAUAUUAGAUGGUACUUUUAAGUAUGAUCUUUCCAUAUAUAACACCAUCUUUGACGGUCUCUGCAACGAUGUAAUAUUUAUUGAUUAUGCAUUCAAGUUAUGGAAAGAAAUGGUCCACCACAAAGCCAUCCCACCUAAUGUCGACACAUACAACUCUUUGAUUCGUAACCUCUGUAGGUUAGCUCGUUGGGACGAGGUGUGUAGAAUUCUAAAAGAAAUGGAGGAUGCAAAAAUCUCUCCCAAACUCAGGACCUUCAAUAUCAUAGUCGAUGCACUUUGCAAACAGGGUAAGAUAGCCGAAGCCCGGGCUGUUAUCGACAUCAUGGUUGAUGAGACCAGUGGACGCAAGUAUCCUCCUAAUGCAGUCACCUACAAUCCAUUGAUAGAUUUUUAUUGUUGGACAAAUGAAGUGAGUGAAGCAAGGAGAAUUUAUGAUUCGAUGGACUCCCAAGGCAUCGAACCCGACUUUUUUACUUAUCACAUGUUUUAUCUUAGGUAUUUCAUUGAUAAAGACUUUGAAAAGUUUCAGGCUUUCCCCAGUGUUGGUUCAGACCUCUCUAGCCAAUUGUCGUACUUUAUACUUUGUCGCACUGGUUUAGGUAUACCAAGAUUUCCAGAAGAAGAACUUUAUCACAGUCUGUUAAUGAAACUUAAGUAUGAUAGUGCACUUGCUUUAUUCCAUCUGAUGAAUCGCAGCGGGCUGAAUAGAGAAGUUGAGGUGCACAGAAUCCUCAUGGAUAGGGCAAGCAAACACAAGAGGUUUGAUGAAGAAAGGCGUCUUUAUCACGUCGACUUACUAAAUUUGGAUAUGUUUUUGAAUAACCUUUGUUAA